UAUUUUGUAUAAAUUUUGAUAAAAUGUAUAAAUAUUAUUAAUUAAAUUUAUUAAAUCAAGAUUAAAUUGAUAAAAUGUAUAAAAUUUUAAAACUAAUUUUUUAUUAACAAAUAAAAAUAUGUAUAAUCAAUGUGCGAAAUUUGAUAGGUUUAAAUAGAUAUAAUUUUUUGAGAGUGACCAAUUUGUACAAUAUUAAAGUUGAGCGGGACCAUAGUGGUCUUUUUACCUAAAAUAUCAAAUCCAAAUUGGAACUUCAUCAAAGCACGCUUCUGCUGGUCACUUCCAUUCUUCCUUUUUCAAAUUUCUGAACCCAGAAAGGCCAAAAAAAAAAAAAAUGGCGGCUGCAGGAUCUUUGCAGAACCUCCUGAAACUCGGGACUAAAAUUGUCGGCGUGGGCCGCAACUAUGCCGCGCACGCCAAAGAACUCGGCAACGCCGUCCCCAAGGAACCAGUACUGUUUUUAAAGCCGACAUCAUCUUAUUUGGAAAAUGGAGGUACAAUUGAGGUUCCACAUCCAUUGAAUUCAUUGGAUUAUGAAGUUGAACUUGCUGUCGUGAUCGGAAAAACGGCUCGGGAUGUGCCUGAAAACACUGCCAUGAACUAUGUUGGAGGCUAUGCUUUAGCGUUGGAUAUGACUGCAAGGGAAAUCCAAUCUGUUGCGAAGUCUGCAGGUCUUCCAUGGACAGUUGCUAAAGGGCAAGACACCUUCACUCCGAUCAGUUCUGUUUUUUCAGUGUCCAUGGUGCCCAAUCCCGACAACUUGGAGCUCUGGUUAAAGGUAGAUGAUGAAAUACGACAAAAGGGUUCCACCAAGGAUAUGAUCUUUAAGAUUCCUUACCUUAUUAGUCACAUAAGUUCCAUAAUGACCCUUUUUGAAGGAGAUACCAUAUUAACAGGCACUCCACAAGGUGUUGGCCCUGUAAAGGUGGGCCAAAAGAUAACUGCCGGAAUAACAGGCUUGGUAGAUGUUGGCUUCGACGUUGGAAAAUGCCAAAAGCCAGGGAGUAAUUGAGCUUAGUGCAUCUGCACUGCUGUAACUAUUGCCGGUUGAAAGCACAAGUUACCCUUCCAUUUUCUGAUGCAAUUGCAGCAGGUCAUAAAAAAUGGUACAAUCUGCCAUUGAAGCUAACCAAGCAAAAGAGACUGGCUCCUUCGAUCUUUUCAGGUAUUCUGUCAAUGAAGUUUCUUAUAUAUAGUACUUUGUGAAUCUCGUGUUUAUGGAGUCGGUCAUCAUUAUCGACAAGCAAUGUUAGUUGCAUUGAUUAGUACUGAAACUAACUCAGAAGAAACCAAUGCCUGUUGGCUUUUGGAACUUGCCUGAUUCUAUGGAUUUUGCUUAAAAGUUCAAGACAAAUAAUUCAGUGACAUGAAUUGCUUUAAAUUUCAGCUUAAA
Messenger RNA from Gossypium arboreum, 1393 nucleotides. RefSeq names its product probable acylpyruvase FAHD1, mitochondrial. Gene Ontology annotation, cellular component: mitochondrion. The transcript has 7 exons. NCBI's taxonomy places the organism in Eukaryota, Viridiplantae, Streptophyta, Magnoliopsida, Malvales, Malvaceae. The record is from RefSeq and is a predicted model, not a curated record. Gene Ontology annotation, molecular function: acetylpyruvate hydrolase activity. Bases 335 to 1012 code for a protein of 225 amino acids.